CGCCACCAGCCAUACUCCCUGCCUUCUUCCUCGCUGCUCACGGCAGCAGCAGCCAGCGCAGGGAACUUCCUCCCUCCUCCACGCAGGAUGGCCGAGCCCCUGCUCUAGCCGAGCUCCCACCCAUGGCGCCCCUCUCCCUUCUUCCCCCUACUUGGAGCUUCCCAUGGCGCCCCCUGCUCUCUCCUUUUCCUUGGCAGCCGAGUCCAGCCAUGGCCGAGUUCCCUGGGAGCACGCCGACGCCCUACUCUCCUCCAUGGUCGGCGCUCGAGCUCCACUCCUCCCCAUGGCGCCACCCCCUGCAGUUUCCCCUCUGCCUUGGCGCCCUCCCUGCUCCAUUUCUUUUUUCCCCCUGCGUGCAGGGAGCACUAUGGCCGGCGCCCAGCAACAGCAACCGGGUCUUCUUCCUCCCCUGCUGUCCACGGCGCGCAGCAAACAGGGAGCUCAGCUCCAUUUCCCCUCACGGCAGGACACAGCAGCAGCUUGCCCCGCCUCUCCUCGCAGACGCAGCCCUCUCCCAUGGCGCGCUGCAGCAGAUGCCAUGGAGCAUUCCCUCCAUGCCUUGCGACUCGGUUUCCUUCCUGCGUGUGUGUUGCUGCGCCUGCACCGUUGAUGCUUGCUGGGUGCUCGGCAAAAUGUGCAGCAGCCCCGACGUCGCCGCGCGGCUCGCUGCUUUGUGCUGCGCAGCGAACAACACGCCAGGAUGCCCAUCAGGAGAGGAAUCCCGUGUUUUGCGUGGAGAAGAAGGCAAGCCGCUCGACGCUCGUCGAUGUUCGGAGCGAUGCACAAGUCGGAAUCGCCAUCGUCCUUACAAACACCGAUUGGGUUUGUUUAUGGACCGAGGGACGAUGAUCGAGCCAGUGAUGUGGUGCCAACCACAAGAUGCAGUUGGUGGACGACCUAAAGAAUGGUGGACUUACCCAGUGGAUGCUCGCCAAGCGAGUACCCACCCCAGCAAACACUAUCUAAGUGUUAAA
Messenger RNA from Zea mays, 974 nucleotides. RefSeq lists its product as uncharacterized. The annotation marks the transcript as partial. Lineage: Eukaryota; Viridiplantae; Streptophyta; Magnoliopsida; Poales; Poaceae. The record is from RefSeq and is a predicted model, not a curated record. The transcript has 3 exons.